Molecule: messenger RNA, 1190 nt
Organism: Scatophagus argus
Lineage: Eukaryota; Metazoa; Chordata; Actinopteri; Scatophagidae
Gene: bcap29
Product: B cell receptor associated protein 29
Exons: 8
Coding region: 371-1081 (236 amino acids)
Biological process (GO): endoplasmic reticulum to Golgi vesicle-mediated transport; intracellular protein transport
Cellular component (GO): endoplasmic reticulum; endoplasmic reticulum membrane
Source: RefSeq, a predicted model, not a curated record
AUUCAGUCUGCUUCUUUGUUUUAACUGUUUUGGGAUAGGGAGGAUUUAAAAUUUUAAUUAAAAAGACAAAAUGUUCUUCUUCAUGACCCUAACCCUACAUACACACUAGUGGAAAAUAAAUAAAUAAAUAAAAACAACAACAAAAAAAAAACAAAUCUUGCACUCAUUCAGUGCAACUCAAUCAGUCAGUCAAGUUGCGAUGUGAGCUUUAACAAAUCCAAAGGGGCAGACCAAUGAUGUCAACUGACCAGCUGAGUUUUAUUUAGGGCUGGAGCUCCUCAGAUACCCACCAGCAGCUGUUGGGGAACAUGUUCGUUUGGACUUUCGCAUUCUUCUGAACGUUCAACCUUGUCUGGAAAUCACAGUCACAAUGACCCUCCAGUGGACAGCUGUGGCUUUCUUUCUCUAUGCAGAGAUAGCAGUCAACCUCAUCUUGUGUAUACCCUUCAUAUCAGCAAAGAGAUGGCGUUUGGUUUUCAGCUGGAGAAUAUGGAGCUGGUUAUCUCCGUACUGGAACAAAUGUUUCUUUACCAUGAUCAUGGUUCUUAUUGUUCUUUUCCUUGAUGCUGUCCGUGAGGUGCAGAAGUACUCAGGUCCAGAGCCCAUGCAUGAUGCCAAGGUGAACCCAAAUUUGUACGACCAUGUCCACAUGAAGCUGUUCAGAGCCCAGAGGAACCUCUACAUAUCUGGCUUUUCUCUCUUCCUCUGGCUUAUCAUGCGUCGAGUUGUCACUUUGCUAAACCAGGUUGCUGUCACCUUGGAGGACAGUGCAGGUCUUCAGGCACAGAUGGACAGUGCUGUCAAAGCAACCAAGCAGUGCCAGGACAACAACCUGAUGCUGAAACAAGCUCUGCUGGACGAGGAAAAAGCCAUGUCAGCAAAAAACCAGCAACUGAAGUUGGAGGCUGAGAAGCUGGCAAAUCAAGUGAAGGCUGCUGAGGAGGCUGUGCGCAAGUCUCACGCAGAAGUGGAAGCCAUGAGGAGACAAGCCAAAGGUCUCGCGCAAGAGUACGACAGGCUAUUGACGGAGCACCAUCAACUCCAGAAUCUCCAGAAUGCUGCAGACAAAAAGGAUCAGUAACCACAGGAAUACAGUGACAAUUGUUUUAAGGUGUUGCUUGCUCCAUUUUUUUCAGUGGAUACUGUUUCUUCUCAUUACAUUAGGCCUGUAUAUGCAGUAGGCCACCAGA